AUGGAGGUGGUGGGGGACUUUGAGUACAGCAAGAAGGACCUGAUAGGACACGGAGCCUUUGCUGUGGUCUUCAAAGGUCGCCACCGCAAGAAAACUGAUUGGGAAGUAGCCAUAAAGAGUAUUAACAAAAAGAACUUGUCGAAGUCACAAAUCCUACUUGGAAAAGAAAUAAAAAUCUUAAAGGAACUUCAGCACGAGAACAUUGUAGCUCUUUAUGAUGUCCAGGAAAUGCCCAAUUCUGUCUUUUUGGUCAUGGAGUACUGCAAUGGUGGCGACUUGGCAGAUUACUUACAAGCUAAGGGGACUCUGAGUGAGGACACCAUCCGAGUGUUCCUGCAGCAGAUUGCAGCAGCCAUGCGCAUCCUGCACAGCAAAGGCAUCAUCCACAGGGACCUGAAACCCCAGAACAUUCUGCUGUCCUACGCCAGCCGCAGGAAAUCCAGCGUCAGUGGCAUCCGCAUCAAAAUAGCUGACUUUGGGUUUGCUCGUUAUCUGCACAGCAACAUGAUGGCUGCAACUCUGUGUGGCUCCCCUAUGUACAUGGCCCCUGAAGUGAUUAUGUCUCAACACUAUGAUGCUAAAGCAGACCUGUGGAGCAUAGGAACUGUGAUAUAUCAGUGUCUUGUUGGAAAACCACCUUUUCAGGCUAAUAGUCCUCAAGAUUUGAGAAUGUUUUAUGAAAAGAACAGGAAUUUGAUUCCUAGCAUUCCUAGGGAAACAUCAUCUUACCUGGCUGACCUGCUGUUGGGUUUGCUUCAGAGAAACCAAAAGGAUAGAAUGGACUUUGAAGCAUUUUUCAACCACCCUUUCCUGGAUCACGUUUCAACAGUGAAAAAAUCUUGUCCUGUACCAGUGCCCACAUACCCAGGCUCAGUCUCUGGCAGUUCCUGUGGUAGCUCUCCUUGUCGCUUUGCUUCUCCUCCAUCUCUGCCAGACAUGCAGCACAUUCAAGAAGAAAAUUUGUCUUCCCCUCCACUGGGUCCUCCUAACUAUCUUCAAGUCUCUAAAGACUCUGCCAGUACCAGUAGCAAGAACUCUUCUUGUGACACAGAUGACUUUGUUCUUGUCCCACACAAUAUCUCUUCAGACCAUUCAUAUGACAUGCCUUUGGGAGCAGCUGGCAGGCGGGCUUCCAGCGAGUUCUUGAUGUGUGGAGGGCACUGUCAGCCUUCCGUGUCCCCCCGCAGCGAGACGGCGCCGAUCCCGGUUCCCACCCAGCUCCGGAAUUACCAGCGCAUAGAACAGAAUCUCUCCUCCACUGCCAGCCCCGUGUCAAACCCUCACGGAUCACCCAGAGCUGGGGUUGUGAGACGCUCCAACACCAGCCCCAUGGGGUUCAUGAAGAUGGGCUCGUGCUCUCCAGUGCCAGCAGACACUGCCCAGGCCGUGGGGCGCAGGUUGUCCACAGGAUCUUCCAGACCAUAUUCUCCUUCACCACUAGUUGGAACCAUACCUGAGCAGCUUGGGCACUGUUGUUGUGGACAACUCCAAGGACAUGAAUCAAGGAGUAGAAACUUCUCAGGUUCUCCUAUACCACCAUCUCAGUCUCCACAGUCACUUUUGAUGGGAGCGAGGUUGCAGAGUGCUCCUACUCUCACAGAUAUCUACCAAAACAAGCAGAAGCUCAGAAAGCAGCAUUCAGACCCAGUCUGCCCAUCCUAUGCUGGGUAUGGAUACAGUCAUUCUCCACAGCCAAGCAGGCCAGGUAGCCUGGGAACAUCCCCUACCAAGCACAUGGGAUCCUCACCCAGGAGCUCAGACUGGCUCUUCAAAACCCCACUGCCAACAAUCAUUGGCUCUCCCACUAAGGCAACAGCUCCUUUCAAAAUACCUAAAACUCAAGCGUCCUCCAACUUGCUGGCCCUGGCAAAUCGCCAGGGCUUGGCUGAAACCCCACUGCAGCCUAAAGAUAUCACUGACCCAAGGGACUUCACACACUUCCACUCCAGCCAGGCAGCUGACAAACAGACAGGAGAGCAGCACAGCAAAACCACCUUUGGCAGGUCUGUUAGUACUGGGAAGCUGUCAGAUCAACAGGUAAAGACCACCCUUGGGGGCCAGUUAUACCAAGGCAGUACAGACAGUCUCAACACAGAGAGGCCAAUGGAUACAGCUCCAGCAGGAGCCUAUGGAAUUGCAAUGGCAACUCCAUCCAUAGGAAGUGGAGCAAGUUCUCGUGCUGUUAUGUUCACUGUGGGGUCCCCUCCAAGCAGUGCCACCCCUCCCACCUGCACCCACAUGGUCCUCAGAACCAGAACCACCUCAGUGGGAUCAAACAGUUCUGGAGGGUCUCUGUGCUCCACUAGUGGCCGUGUUUAUAUGGGCUCUCCUCCUGGUAUUUAUAUGGGCUCCUCUCCUCCGGGGGCCGAGGCGGCUCCGAGUCUGAAGUACAUCCCUUAUGGUACUUCCCCUCCCAGCCUAGAGGGCUUUAUCACUUUUGAAGCUCCUGAAUUGCCUGAGGAAACCUUAAUGGAGAGAGAGCACACAGACACGCUGCGUCACCUAAACAUGAUGCUGACAUUUACAGAGUGUGUUCUGGAUCUGACAGCAGUGAGAGGAGGAAACCCAGACCUGUGCACUUCUGCUGUGUCACUGUACCAGAUCCAGGAGAGCAUCGUUGUGGAUCAGAUCAGCCAGCUCAGCAAAGAAUGGGGACAAGUGGAGCAGCUGGUGUUGUAUAUGAAAGCUGCCCAGUUACUGGCAUCUUCUCUGCAUCUUGCCAAAGCACAGGUCAAAUCUGGGAAACUGAACCCAUCCACUGCUGUUAAGCAAGUUGUGAAAAGCCUCAACGAGAGAUACAAAUUCUGUAUUGGAAUGUGCAAAAAGCUGACAGAAAAGUUGAAUCGUUUCUUUUCGGACAAGCAAAGGUUCAUUGAUGAAAUCAACAGUGUAACUGCAGAGAAACUCAUCUACAGCUGUGCUGUGGAAAUGGUGCAGUCAGCAGCUCUGGAUGAGAUGUUCCAGCAAACUGAAGAUAUCACAUAUCGAUACCACAAGGCAGCCCUGCUGCUGGAGGGACUGAGUAAAAUCCUGCAAGACCCUGCAGAUAUAGAAAAUGUACACAAGUAUAAAUCCAGCAUCGAGCGAAGGCUUUCUGCACUCUGCUACAGCACAGUGGCUGUGUAUGAGCAGUAGGAAUAUCCUGAGGACCAGAUGGUGUGAACAUAAGGGACCACAUCAGUGAUACUGCACUUUUUUCACUACAGCUUCAUUGUUGUCCUUGUUCUGCCCCAUGUGGAAGAUGAUUCUUACAUUUCUGUGGUGACUACCAAAGAAACAGCAGCAUAUUCAAAGAGGAGAAAUUCCAAAAGUACACUUGCCUUAUUGAU
Messenger RNA from Cinclus cinclus, 3329 nucleotides. RefSeq names its product unc-51 like autophagy activating kinase 2 (gene ULK2). NCBI's taxonomy places the organism in Eukaryota, Metazoa, Chordata, Aves, Passeriformes, Cinclidae. The coding region runs from base 1 to 3135 and encodes 1044 amino acids. The transcript is spliced from 27 exons. Gene Ontology annotation, biological process: autophagosome organization; positive regulation of autophagy; autophagy. The record is from RefSeq and is a predicted model, not a curated record. Gene Ontology annotation, molecular function: protein serine/threonine kinase activity; ATP binding. Gene Ontology annotation, cellular component: autophagosome; cytoplasm.